AGUCAGUCUCUUGAGGCGGCUAUUUAUUCGAGGAAAACAAACUCUGGAGUUCUCUUCCAAAUCUCGCCUCACCCAGAAUAGAAGAAAGUAUGAGUCCUCACACGGCGAUUCAGUUCGACUAUGGCACCAAGAAGCUGACCUUUGGUGAGGUCACCAAGCCGGAGCUUUCAAGGCCCGACGAGAUUUUGGUUAAAGUUGCUUACUCUGGGAUUUGUGGCACUGAUCUGCACGUCAUUCAUGGCCAAUUUCCAUGCAAGAAAACGGCAUUUUCCCUCGGACACGAGUUUUCGGGAGUGGUCCAAGCUGUUGGCAAGGAAGUCACAUACUUGUCGGUGGGAGACAGAGUAGUUGUUGAUCCAAAUAGUGGUUGCGGUCACUGUGCCUCUUGUUGGAACGCCUCGUAUCACAGGUGUGAAAAUGUCAGUAGAACAAUAGGUAUUCUGACGGACGGCGGCUGGGCCGAGUUUUGUCUGGCGAGGAAAGGCCAGGUUUACAAACUGCCCGACUCUGUCACCCUGAAGCAAGGUGCUCUUUGUGAGCCGAUGUCGUGCAUCGCCCAUGGCUGGAGCAGACUCGGCGCGGUGCCGCACAACAGCAAAAUCUUGAUUUUGGGCGCCGGCAUCAUCGGCAACCUGUGGGCGUGCUUGUUCCACUUGAAUGGGCACAGGGGCAAUGUCACCAUUAGUGAGCCGCAGGAGACCAGACGAAAAUUGGUCGAGAAACUGGAGCUUGGAUACACUUUGACCUCUCCUACUGACCUGGCAGCCACUAACCCUGAGUUUGACCUGGUGGUCGAUUGCAGUGGCUUUGCCCCGGCCAUGCAACAGGCGUUCCAGUGGAUAAAAAUGGGUGGAAAAAUGAUGAUCUUUGGAGUCGCCAACCCCACUGCCGUUAUGGAGGUUUCUCCCUACGACAUCAUGAAGAAGGAGUUGACCAUUCUCGGAGCACUGACUAACCCUUUCACAUUCCCAGAAGCGAUUGCCAUCUUGGAGAUGAUGGGACCAAGAUAUCUGGAUUAUGAUAGACUGGGGGUGAAAUCUUUUCCUUUAAGUGGUUACGAAGAGGCGAUGAGGAAUUUGGAAAAGGCAACUGUUGCAAAAGCAGUUUUUGAGAUAAAUCCUGAAAAAUAAAUAUAAAACUUAUAUUCGUUUUCACUUUAAUUAACUUA
Messenger RNA from Neocloeon triangulifer, 1168 nucleotides. Its product is annotated as D-altritol 5-dehydrogenase-like. NCBI's taxonomy places the organism in Eukaryota, Metazoa, Arthropoda, Insecta, Ephemeroptera, Baetidae. Bases 90 to 1130 code for a protein of 346 amino acids. The transcript is spliced from 8 exons. The record is from RefSeq and is a predicted model, not a curated record. Gene Ontology annotation, molecular function: zinc ion binding; oxidoreductase activity.